This is a messenger RNA of Hypanus sabinus (Atlantic stingray), 7622 nucleotides long. RefSeq names its product poly(ADP-ribose) polymerase family member 10 (gene parp10). Gene Ontology annotation, molecular function: NAD+ poly-ADP-ribosyltransferase activity; transcription corepressor activity; RNA binding. Bases 185 to 3667 code for a protein of 1160 amino acids. The transcript is spliced from 11 exons. NCBI's taxonomy places the organism in Eukaryota, Metazoa, Chordata, Chondrichthyes, Myliobatiformes, Dasyatidae. Gene Ontology annotation, biological process: negative regulation of gene expression. The record is from RefSeq and is a predicted model, not a curated record. Gene Ontology annotation, cellular component: nucleus; cytoplasm.
AAAAGGGCGGGCACGUUUCCGCCCUCGGCUGCGUUUGCCGUUGUUGGUGCUGCGCUGGAAAUCGCCACUGCCGCUUUGCGGCCCAGAUCCCGGCUCUUCCCUCGACAAUAUUGGGAUUUCAAACGGUGGCAAAGAGAGCCUUUUGACUAAUCUCUCACCACCCUUAGUGUCACAGGAAGCCAAGAUGGGGGAGCAACGUUCGAGUGAUGAUCGGGUGUUGGAAGUGUGCGGCACCAAGGACAUACCCAACGACAUUCUCGCCUUGUACUUUGAGUGCAACCGACGCUCAGGGGGAGGACCCAUUUCACACAUAACUUGGGAAGAAGACCGCGCUGUGAUCACCUUCGAGAACCCAGCAGAUGCUCAGCAAGUUUUGUCCAGGUCAGAGCACACAUUCCAAGACGUCAGGCUCAUUGUGAAGAAAGCUGCGCCGCGUGAUCCGAGAGCCAUACUGAUCCGUGACCUGGCCACCGAGAUUUCAGAUGACAUGCUGUUGCUCUUCGUGGAGUUUAUCACAGGACUGGACUCUGCACAGUUCACAGUGCACUUAAGCCCGGACAGGACACAAGCGCUUGUUCACCUCCAGGAAGCAUUGUGUACAGAGGCGUUUGAAGAAGUGAAGAAAAAAACUAGCACCAAACGUCUGCAAGGUGCCCUGGUACAAGUGGAUCAGCUUCCCCAUACAGACCGCAUCCUGGUGGAAAAUCUCGGCCCCAUCGAUGAUGAGGAGCUUAUGCGCCUGUACUUUGAGAGCCGACGGAGCAGUGGGGGAACCGUGCUGAAUGCCACCAUGAUUACAGGAGGAAAAGCCAUCGUUGAAUUCCAGGAUUGGGAAGUUGUGGACAGAGUUCUGCAGAAGGAGCACACACUUCAACAACAGAAGCUGACCGUACGCCCUUAUUACAGCUUCCUCCACUCCCUCAAUGCUGUUCAGCAGAGUGACAAAAGCGGGGAGGAUGUCAGACCCGAGGCGUCGGCCAACGGACGUUCGAGCAUGAUAAAUGUCCCCGAUGCUCUGAAGAUGAAAGCCCUACAUUCAGGUAGGUUGCUGCAGGAUCUGAUGAAGGACUACCAGGACCUGUCCAUGGAGGCAGACAACAAUAAUGUCAUCCGUGUAAGCGGAACGGACUCUCAGCAGGUCCAGGAAGCGGAGAGCCGAAUUGUGGAAUUCCUCAACAAUGUGGCACACGUGGAUGUCCAUAUCAGCCAGGACCUGUCGGAAUUCCUUUCCCGAACUGACAUUCAGGAUUAUUUGCAGGGCUUGCUGGCUACAAGGGAACCUUGGUCUUGUUUCUGUGUCUGUGACUGCACGCUGUCAGUGGCUGGUCCGUCAGUCCCAGCUGCCCGUGAGACUGCCUGUCUGCUCGAACAGCAGGUGUCCCAGUUCAGCAUCUCGGUCAAGGACCAGCAGCUCUACGUGCUGACCUCUGUGGAGUGGGAGAGUCUGCUGUCGUCACUGAAGUACUGUAGUACCCGGCUGACUGAUGCUGGCGACCAAGUGUGGUUCAUAUCCCUUGCCAGCUUCAGAGUGGAGAAUGAGAGACGGGUGGAAAACCUGCUGAACGAGGCGCUGCUCCAGGAAUCGGUGAUAGCAAUGGAGCCUGGCAAGCUGAGAUACCUGCAGGAUUACAACCAAGACCUGCUCACUGGAGACGGGCAGGUCUCCAUCCUCCCACUGGAAGGUGACGUCACUGGACUACGGGUGACCGGUCAGGCCAGUGCCUGUCAGACGAUGGACGAGCUUCUCCGCAGCAUCAUCUCCACCAUCUGCUCUAGAACUGUAACCCUGCAGGAACCCGGCGUCUCUCGCUUCCUACUUGAGAGAACCGGAGCUGACAUCCUCAGGCAGCUGGAGGGGAAGCAUCGAUGCACGAUUGGGCUGGAAAGAGCUUGCUGGAUAAAGCCACAGUCGGAGCAUCCUCUGGAAACCCAACGGAACCAGGGAACGCCGAGGUUCGAGAGAAAUGCUCCCAUUUCUACAGAGUUCACAGUGUUCCAACAGCAAGCGAAUGCUAUCAAGCUGAAUGAGAACCUUCCAGACCUCAAUGAGAUCCGAAGUUUGCUUGCAUCAGUCAAAGACACUGAUCAGAAACGAGGUGAAGAUGCAACCACUUUGAAUUCUCAAAGAAUAGCAGAUGUUGGUGAAAAUGUUUUGGAUGACGAGGAUAUCUACACUGACCAGACUUCUAACAUACUUCCUUUGGUAGAUAAUGACAUUGAGGAACCUGGCGUUGACAAUGGCAACAGAAAAUUCCAGGAUGGAGAUGAUAAUAAUAAUGGCGCUUGCGGCUUUGGUCCUGAGAUGGUGGAUGCCGAGGAUGAUCCACAAUUGUACCUCGCGCUGCAGUAUUCCAUGGACAGCAGGUUACAGCAGACCAAGGAAGAUGAGGAUCUUCAGAGGGUCCUAGAGCUGUCAAAGAUCGAUGAAAGAGACCUGGAACUUGCAAUUCGUGCAUCCAAAAUUGAGUCCACUGAAGCUGGGCUCGAAGAGGCUAUCAAAAUGUCUAUGGCCGAUGCCCUACGAGCUUCCAAUUCUGCCCACUUAACAAUCUAUGGCAGUGUUGAAUUGGAUUUCAACCAGAUGGUGGACGAACUGGAGAGGAAAAUCCGAUCUUUUACAUGUGAGCAGUCGGUUCAACACUCCUGCCUCCAGAACCUGCCCAGUGAAUACAAGAGUUACUUAGAGUAUCUUCAGCGCAAGCAUGCUGUCUCCAUCGUUGGGCAAGGGAAUGAAGUCACAGUCCGCGGAUUUGUGGAGUAUGUCGUGCCCGCCAAGGAGAACAUUACUCAACUUGUGCAGUGGAUCAUCGAAGAUGAGGUGGCCAGAGUGGAAGAAGCUUCCUUAGCCAAAUCAGUCCAGUGGGUCAGGCAUAACUGGCAAGGUGUUGCUAUUCCUUACACGUUGAAAGCCAAUGCUUUCAUUGAGAAAGCCUUUCAAUGCAAGCAGAAGAAGAUUGAUGUGAUAUUUGACAACCAGCCGUUCACCAUUGACUUCGAACAAAUGACGGAAUACAGUGUUGGGGCAACAGAGACUCUUAAAGUUGAGAGGAAAUCUCUGACUAGUUCUUCUGUUGCAGACUCGCUGCCUCUGGCUGGAUGCGUUAAACUUGUCCAACUGAAUGAAUCCACUGAGGAAUACACCAAAAUGACGUCCCACUUCUUCAAAACCCUGAAGGACCUGCAUGACAAGAUCAGAAUUAUAAAGGUGGAAAAGGUGCAUAAUUCAUUGCUGUACCAACAGUACAUGCUGAAGAAGACCAGCAUGGAAGCCACCCAGACCGACGUUGAGCGAGUCCUGUACCAUGGAACAAGCGAGGAGAGCGCCAAAGAGAUCUAUAUGCAUGGCUUUAACAGGAGCUUUUGUGGGAAGAAUGCGGCCGUCUACGGGCAAGGUGUUUAUUUUGCAGCAAGCUCUAUUGUCUCAGUGGACAACCAGUAUUCCCCACCCAACCCCGAUGGGUAUAAAUUUGUGUUUGUGGUGAAUGUCCUGAUCGGAUCCUACACAAAGGGGGAUGUCAAGAUGAAGACACCACCGCUGAAAGAGAACGGCAAUACACUGCUCAGGUACGACUCCCUGGUAGACAACUGUGACAAUCCCAAGAUAUUCGUUAUUUUCCAUGACACUCAGGCCUAUCCUCAGUACCUCAUAACAUGCCAGUGGAAAUGACCCACAUCUCUGCCUGAAUCGUCCGUGAAGAUUGCAGAAACGAAUGUGCCUGCCCUGUGAAUCAAGAUUAUCCUGCUGCUGUUUUAGCCCCAGCUGUCCAGGCCUUAUCAGGUCCCUGGAGAACUUCAUCUAGCCUUAAUCAGCUGCCCUGUAAGGGUGAAGAGCAGAAUAUGAUGUUGCUGGGAGCCCACCGAUCCUUGGACUUGGUUAACUUUCCCCACCACAAGCCCCGACCUUGUGUGAAGCUGAACCCUCUGCCUCACGGGGAAAGCAAAUGGUAGAUUGUCACAGGGCUGGGACACUUGACAGAAUUCAAAGCUCCUGCCUUACUGCUGUUUUUUCUGUUCAUUUUGGAAGUUUAUGAAAUAGAAUACCUGCAAAUAUUUGUGUUUUUAGAAUUGAAGUUGGGCUUUUCGUGGUGGGGUUUGACGGUGAGGUUGUUCUGCUUCUCUGGCACAUCUCGGGUCCCUGUUGUAUCUUCGCCAAUUUCAUAAAACAUAGAACAGUACAGCAGAGUAUGGGUCCUUCAGUCCAUGCUGCUGUGCCAACCAUUAUCAUUCUACACCAUCAUUUCACCUUCUCCAGCCCUUGCCUUUUCCACCUAUCACCUCCCAGCUCCUUAUGUCAUCCCCUCCCCCAUUCACCUGGCUUCACCAGUUCGUACUGCUUUCUAUCCACCCCCCACCUCCUUAUUCAGGCAUCUCCCCCCCCUUCCUUUCCAGUUCUAAUGAAGGGUCUUGGCCCAAAAUGUCGACUGUUUAUUCAUUUCCAUAAAUGCUGCCUGACCUGCUGAGUUCCUCCAGCAUUUGGUGUGUGUUGCUUUGGAUUUCCAGCAUCUGCACAAUCUCUUGUUUAUAAUCCUACACCAUGAUCAAUCUAACAGGCUGUAACCUUCCAUUUUUCUUUCAUCCAUGAACCUAUCUAACAGUCUAUCCACAUACCCAUCACUCUGUGUUUAAAAACAAAACUACCUCUAACAUCUCCCCUAAAAUCAUCAUCCACUCACCUUAGAAGGAUGCCCCCUGAUAUUAGCCAUGCUGUCCUGGGAAAAGGCGUUGGCUGCCUACUUGAUCUGUGCCUCUCAUAAUCUUAUAAACAUCUAUCGAGUUGCUUCUCAUCCUCCUUCGCUCCAAAGAGAAAAGCUCACCCUUGCCUCAUAAGACAUGCUUUCUAAUCCAGGCAACAUCCUGGUAACUCUCCAAAAGAUACAGGAGCAGAAGCAGGCCAUUUGGCCCAUCAAGUCUGCUCCACCAUUCAAUCAUGGUCUGAUCCAAUUCUUCCAAAUCUCAUCAGCACCUUCUCUUGAUUUUCCACAUCCUUCCUAAAUGAAGUGACCAGAACUGAAUACAAAACUCCCAAGUGUGGUCUAACCAGGAUUUUGUAGAACUGUAACAUCACCUGGUGGCUCUGGAGGAUUGGAGGAUUUGAGGAUUUACACUAUUUGCCACCUUGACAAUCAUCUUAUGCGAAAACUUUGAGGGAUCUAUGAAUGUUGGUUUUGCGAUCCCUCUGAUCCUCCACACUGCCAUUAACCUUGUAUCCCCUUCGGGUUUGGUCUUCCAAAGUGUAUCCUUACACUUUUCUGUAUUGAACUCCAUUUGCCAUGUUUCUGCCAGUUGUAACCUACAACCCUCCACACUGUCCUCAACAUCACCAACCUUCAUGUCAUCUGCAAGCUUACUAACCCACCCUUCUACUUCCUCAUCCAAGUCAUUUAUAAAAAUCACUAAGAGCAGGAAUCCCAGAACAGAUCCCUGUAGAACAUCAUGGACGACCGAUCUCCAGACAAAAUUGAUUCCUCUACUACCAAACUUUGCCUUCUGUGGGCAAGCCAAUUCCACAUUCAUACAGCCAGGUUUCCCUGGAUUAGCCUUCCAAAGGGAACCUUGUCAAAUACAUACACACCACAUCCACUGUUCUACCUUCAUCAAUGUGCUUUGUCAUGUUCUCAAAGAAUUCAGUCAUGCUUGUAAAUCCUGACCCUGAGAAUCCUGUCCAUUAGUAGUUGUAAGAUUCACUGUUAUGUAAUUCCUAGGAUUAUCCCUAUUAUCUUUCUUAAACAGGACAACAUUUGCCAAUGGUGUACUUCUCGUGUACUUUCUUCCAUUCAAUUUUUAAGUAUGGCCCUAGUAUUAGCCAUUUUCACUCUCGGAAAAAGGUGCCACUCUCUACGUUACCCUUGCCUUUUAUCAUCUUGUACACGUCUAUCAAGUUGUCUCAUCCUCCCUCAUUCCAAAGAGAAACGCCCCAGCUCGCUCAAUCUUUCCUCAAGACAUUCUCUCUAAUCCAGGCAGCAUCCUGGUAAAACUCCUCUGUACUCUCUGUAAAGCCUCCACAUCUUCUGAACAACAUACUCCAGAGUUCUACAGAGCUGCAAUGUUAUCUCACAGCUUGAAUUCAGUCCCUGACUAAUGAAGGUGAAAACAGCGUACGUUUUUAUUUUACCAAUCCUAUACUGGUGAGUCACACGUAUGAACUUUAGCUUCUGAUAUCUAUGACUCAAAGGCUUGACCCUACUGUAUUACAUUUAAGUUUAGCCACACAACCUCUACUUCUGGAAUCUGUAUCAAAUCAAGUUUAAUUGUCAUUCAAACCAUACAUGGAUACAGUCAAAUGAGACAGCAGAGCCAAGGUGCAAAAACAUACAUGCAUAUUUAAAAUAGCGAGGGAGAGAAAAAAGAACAUUUUAGAAAAAAGAAAACACAUUUUAGUUCAAGACCCUGAGCAACCUCCCGCAAAUUAAUGGUUCCUGGCAGUCCAGCUUGUAAUUCCACUGAUCUACUCUGGAGGGCAGCACUGACAGGAGUGGCCACCUCUAGUCAAAUCUACAACUACAACAUGCUACAACUGUGGUGACCCUGCUUCCUCUCUGUCUGACCCUCACUAAACGAGGGAAGCAAGCCCUCGGCAAUGAAUGUCCAGCAGGGUCUUGCGAUCACAAAAGAAGCAUUCACAGUUGAACCACACGCCACCUGCGUGCACCAACACUGGUGCCUUUGAGUAAUAGGCAGCACCACGGUCUCCACACAGGUCAGCUUCGGCUCUUCCUGCUGCUCAAUGGCCUGACUUGCCUCGCUCAACCCAAUGCCCGACUCACCUACUCUGAACUGCCAGCUGGCUCUUACAACAGACACCCUGGCCGACUGCUCUGAAUGAGCAGAUCACUGGUGUGGUAGAUCUGCUGCGCCUGUUGUUCUUGGAAUCCAGUAUAGUCUUACAAUCGUAAAAAAACACAUUUUAAAAAGAAAAGUGCACCUAUGGUUACCCCCGAGAGGCCGCUGUGUUCGAACGUGCUGCCAUCUUACUGGAAGUUAUGUGACUGGAUCACUACAGUAAGACCCUACACUGUGAUGAAAACAAAUGAAAAAGCGUAAGUAAUAACCAGACAUUCAUAUGUAAUUGGUGAAAUACUCUCAGCUAAUCUUCUUAAAAUAAACUAAAAGCCAUAUGCUUGAAGAUACUGAACAGUCAAGCUUGAUUCUAACUCUUAGAAAACAGAACAGUACCGUACAGGAACAGGCCAAGCCAAAUAAAUUAAUGGCUAACCAUAUUCAUGUGCCUAUCGAAAUGUCUCUUAAAAGUCCCUAAUGUAUCUGCCUCUACCUCCACCCAGGCUCCCACCACUGUAAAAAAGAACGUGUCCCUCACAUCUCCUUUUAAAUUACCCUCUCUCACCUUCAAUGCAUGCCCUCUGGUAUGAGACAUUGAAAAAAGUACUGUUGUCUACUCUAUCUAUGCCUCUCAUAAUUCUAUGAACUUCUAUCAGAUGUGCCCUUGGCUUCUGCUGCUCCAUAGAGUAGGUAAAAGGUGGAGAGAUGGUAUGGAAAGCUGAUAGAGAAAUGGCAGCUGUAAGUGGUUUCAAGGAAUUCUCUCAAGGCUUUCUGUAUGCAGCAAGUUUGAUCAUUGGAGCCAUUCUAACCUAACUGAUACAUUAAAGAUUUAUUUUCAAACUGGA